AUGGGUCUCGGAUGCUCCAUUUACGCUCAACGGAACGAACAUAUCCGAGUGCACCAGCUACGCUUGUCUGGGCCGAGGAAUGAACAUGAAGAACGACCUGUCCCCGGAGCUGGUGAAGAAGACCGGAAACACCUGGCUCCAUGCUCACCCCUUCAACACCACCAUCUUCCUGCUUUGACCUAUACUUCAGAAACCUGUACGAAGUUCAACACCGCCGACCCGAUAGGCAGGUUUCUUCACGAAGUGCUUGAUGAUCUUCAUGUGCCAGAAGAAGGAGGCCUGGGCGCCUCUGGCACGCGAUCGGAACAAAUGGAAGGAUUACCUUCGUCGCUCGACAAGCUCGAAGAACGACGGGAGUCAAGAUGA
Molecule: messenger RNA, 366 nt
Organism: Necator americanus (New World hookworm)
Lineage: Eukaryota; Metazoa; Nematoda; Chromadorea; Rhabditida; Ancylostomatidae
Exons: 2
Coding region: 1-366 (121 amino acids)
Source: RefSeq, a predicted model, not a curated record